Messenger RNA from Mytilus trossulus (common blue mussel), 803 nucleotides. Its product is annotated as ankycorbin-like. The transcript has 2 exons. The record is from RefSeq and is a predicted model, not a curated record. The coding region runs from base 181 to 642 and encodes 153 amino acids. Lineage: Eukaryota; Metazoa; Mollusca; Bivalvia; Mytilida; Mytilidae.
AAGCUUCAAGAUUGCUAUCAAAUUCGCAACAGAUAACUCGCGUCAGACAUAACACGACAGGGCGCGUCAGUUCUUCUUUGUUUUCCAACUUAUCCAAAAGACUAAUACAACAGAUACGAAUGAAUAUAUGGUAGAAGAAGGAAACUGAAUAACAACAAACGCAAAGAAAAUACAAUCAAGAUGGAAGGUGAUAUCGGAGAAAUGGAGCAGAACCUGGUCAAACAGGAAAACGGACUAUCGCAGCUGAUGAAAGAGAAACAAAGAUUGGAGGAAGAUUUUAAACGCGCAAAAGGAGCCGAUGCAAGUCUUAAAAAGGCAUUAAAAGACAAAGAACAUGAAAUUCUGCUUCGAGAAACAGACAUUUGCAUGAUGAAGAAGAGAAUCAAGCAGAGAAAAGAUAAGAUUUUAAUGCUCCAAUGCGAAAAGAGUAAAUUAGAAAAAGCAUCAAUCGAUACCAAAUUAGAAAAUUUGAAACUUGAGGAAAAUAUAAAAGUCAUGAAGACCAAUUUAAACAGUGUAGACGACCGACUAAAGAAAAACGAAGACGUCACAAGUCAGACUGAAGACAUUUUAGCCAAGUUGAAGGAACGCGAAGCAGAAUUGAAAGCCGAUAUAGAAAAAAUGAAGAACAAGUCGAAUUGAGAAUAUGGAUAGUAAUUAACGCAAAAACUGAGAGUGCCAAGUAUAAAUACAUCAUUCAUAUCUAUCACGUUGAAACAUAUUUUCUGUUAAUUAUAUUUCUGUCUCUUCAUAACACAUUCGCUCUGCAUCUUAGUGUGUUAAUAAAUAGUGUAGAUAACUUU